AUGCGUUCGGCCGCUCUGACUCCCCUGGUCGCCCUGUUGGGUACCCUGCCGGCAGCCUCUGCCACGCCGCGCCAACACCCGUCGUAUGUGGACUGGCGCACCUUCCGAGCCAACGGCGUCAACCUAGGCGGCUGGCUGGAGCAAGAGUCCACCAUUGAUACCGCCUGGUGGGCAAAGUACUCUGGCGGUGCAUCAGACGAAUGGGGUCUGUGUUCGCACCUUGGCGCCCAGUGCGGACCCGUCCUGGAAGAGCGAUACGCUACCUUCAUUACCACAGCGGACAUUGACAAGCUCGCCCACGCCGGCGUGCAGAUGCUGCGCAUCCCCACCACCUACGCCGCCUGGAUCAAGCUGCCCGGCUCGCAGCUGUACUCCGGUCGACAGCAGGAAUACCUCCGGCGGAUUGCGGACUAUGCCAUCGAGCGGCAUGGCAUGCACAUCGUCGUGGACAUCCACUCUCUGCCCGGUGGGACCAAUGGACUGGACAUCGGCGAAGCAACGGGGCACUGGGGAUGGUGGUGGAACGAGACGGCGCUGGACUGGUCGCUUCGUGCCGUCGACGCGCUGAUCGACUUCGUGCAGACCUCGCCCCACCCAACGGCGUACACGAUCGAGCCCAUCAACGAGCCUGCCGAUAACCACGACUUCUCGGCGUUUGGAACCCCCGACGCCCUGUCGGACCACGGCGCCGACUGGCUGCUCAGGUACAUCCACGCCGUGCUCGCCCGCGCCGCGGCUGCGGCCCCCGGUCUGCCAGUGAUGUUCCAGGGCAGCUUCAAGCAUGAGGAGUACUGGUCGCCGCAUUUCGAGCGAGAGGCGAAUCUCGUCUUUGACCUGCACCACUACUACUUUCAAUACGACAACUCGACAUCGGCCAAUCUGCCCGAGUUUCUUUGUGCCGAUGCCCGCGUGAGUGCAGGUGAUGGCAAGUUCCCGACUUUUGUGGGCGAGUGGGCGAUGGAGGCUGGCGCCGCUAACUCGCUGGCGCUGCGUGGGAGGAACCUGCGUGCAGGUCUGUCGGCUUUUGAGCAUUUCACGCAGGGGAGUAGUUACUGGACGGCCAAGUUCUGGAGUAAUGCGACCGUCGUGGGCCAGGGCGAUAAGCAGGACUAUUGGAAUUACGAGGAAUUUAUUGAUGCGGGAUACCUGGAUGGGAGGGUUGUAGAGUCGGGUUAUUGCUCGGAGUGA
Penicillium lagena is the source of this 1188-nucleotide messenger RNA. RefSeq lists its product as uncharacterized. Gene Ontology annotation, biological process: glucan catabolic process. Bases 1 to 1188 code for a protein of 395 amino acids. Gene Ontology annotation, molecular function: glucan exo-1,3-beta-glucosidase activity. The record is from RefSeq and is a predicted model, not a curated record. NCBI's taxonomy places the organism in Eukaryota, Fungi, Ascomycota, Eurotiomycetes, Eurotiales, Aspergillaceae. The transcript has a single exon. Gene Ontology annotation, cellular component: extracellular region; cell surface.